GCAGCAAGUGAACAGUCAGUUCUCGAAGUUGAUGUGUUGGAAGCAGGAAAAAUGGGCAAGCGUAAGGAUCUGAGCGACUUUGACAAGGGCCAGAUUGUGAUGUUUAGAUGACUGGGUCAGAGCAUCUCCAGAGCAGCAGGUGUUGUGAGGUGUUCCCGGUGUGCAGGGGUUAGUACCUACCAAAAGUGGUCCAAGGAAGGACAACCGGUGAACCAGUGACUGGGAAAUGGGUGCUCAACUCUCACUGAUGCACGUGGGGAGCGAAGGCUUGUCUGGUCCGAUCUCACAGAAGAGCUACUGUAGCACAAACUGCUGAAAAAGAGGGGAGAGACGAGAGUACAUUCUAAUUAUGUGUUUUUCGAUUCUCACAGACAGGAAGACUGGCACUGACAGCUACAUUUUAAUCUCUGAGGCUAAGACGUGGUAUGAAGCUCAGAGCUACUGCAGGCAGCAGCACACAGACCUGGCCAGCGUGAGAAGCGCAACAGAAAACUCAGUUGCAGGGGGAAAGAUCUACACUUCUUGGAUUGGCCUCACCAGAGACCCCUGGAAAUGGUCAGACCAGACCACCAACGUGUCCAUCAUUAAGUGGUGGGCUGGAAAUGCUGAUGAUUACUUGAACAAUAAAAGUUGUGGCUAUUUAUAUGGUGGUCUGGCUGAUUUAGCACAGUGCUCAGACAUCAUGCCUUUCUUCUGUUACUUGUUCCCAAAACAACAGCAGAUCAUAAGAGUGAAGGUCAAGUCCAGUCAGGAUGUGAAUGAUCCUGCAAUAAUGGCGGCCAUCUUGGAGAAGCUCCAGCAGAAACUGAAGGAUCAUGGAAUGGCUGAGAACAUCACUGUGAAAUGGAGAAAGCAACCAGAUGGAGUGGUGUUUCACAAGGAGAAGGGAAAUAUUACUACAGUUGGGAAUAACAAUGGGGAGGCUUGAGACCUCUAAAUCUUUAGCAUUGUCUUGAAUCACAUACUUUUUGUAGUGCAUUAAUCACUUUUAGCUUGAGGACCUUGAGUGUGUGUAAUAUUUUAGCUUUCUUAAGCAGUACUUUAACAGACCCAGAGUUGCCCACUUUCAGACCAGGCUGGUGUGAGUUUUGGGGGAAAGGGAUAGUGCUGGAAUGCUUCUUUAGUUAAAGCUAAAAGUAGUUACAGUAGAAUGCAAAAACUAGUAACAGCGAUAUUAUCAGGAGAAGAGCCAGUUCACUCGGCAGACUUUUUUGGCAAUGUCCUUGUGUAGGUAUUUCCAGUCACACAACACCAGGGUUCUCUACCAGAAUGAGUAGAACCUUAUACACCCAAAUCUGCCAACAGUCAGUAUAUCAUCAGUCAUUUUAUACUGCUGAUGUGCUAAUAUACUGGUGAUAUCUUGGUUUGGCAUGUGGAGAGAAACCCUGACAGAAUCUGGGCAUGGUAUUGGGAUAUUUUUUUGAUGAUUUGGGUUGGUGUAUUUGGGUGUCUUGAGGAAAAACCUGAAAGGACUGGCAACUCUGAUGGACCUUGCUUAUUAAAGUUAGUACUUUUUGCAUUUGCUGCUAUUUAAAAUAGGACUGAAGAUUUCACCUUCACCUUCAGGUGUCAAAUGUUGCUAAGCAAUUAAAUGGCG
This is a messenger RNA of Pangasianodon hypophthalmus (striped catfish), 1597 nucleotides long. Its product is annotated as C-type lection lectoxin-Enh3-like. NCBI's taxonomy places the organism in Eukaryota, Metazoa, Chordata, Actinopteri, Siluriformes, Pangasiidae. The coding region runs from base 350 to 928 and encodes 192 amino acids. The transcript is spliced from 3 exons. The record is from RefSeq and is a predicted model, not a curated record.